Molecule: messenger RNA, 864 nt
Organism: Cadophora gregata
Lineage: Eukaryota; Fungi; Ascomycota; Leotiomycetes; Helotiales; Ploettnerulaceae
Exons: 1
Coding region: 1-864 (287 amino acids)
Biological process (GO): phosphate ion transmembrane transport
Cellular component (GO): membrane
Source: RefSeq, a predicted model, not a curated record
AUGAAGGAAGCAGGCGCGCUCGCUAUAUUCACAGAAUUUACCGGCGCAGUUGUCUUGGGAGGUGAAGUCACACAGACCAUUAAGAGCGGUAUCGUCAAUGUCACGUACUUUAACGACAAUCCCGAAACACUCGUCCUUGCCAUGGGAUGUGUCGAGUUUGGUAGCGCUGCAUGGCUCACGAUCGCGACAAGUUUUGGAAUUCCGGUGUCAACUACUCAGACUGUGGUUGGAUCUCUUGCUGGUGUUGGCUUUGCUUCUGGUGCGCCUGUGAAUUGGAGUUGGAAGAAAAAGGGCUUGUCCACGAUUGCUGCCGCAUGGGUUAUUUCACCAGCCAGUGCAUGCGUUCUUGCGCUGGUCAUAAGCGGCGUGAUGGGACUCGCCUUUUUGAGCAGGAAAACCCCGUUCAGGAUUGCACUCCAUCUUAUGCCAUGGUGCAUUGCUUCGACAGCUACCCUUUUCCCAGUGUUUUUCAUUGUGGAAUCACUUAGACAUAAGUCAGCAGAGGAGUUCGGCGUUAGCAAGAUCAUCGGCGCAAUUCUGGGAACAUUCUUCGCGUCCCUUGCACUGUCGUAUACUUUUGGCGUACCUUACCACCGACGGUCUUUAAUUAUCCAAGAUCCACGGCUUCGACUUAUCCACCUGCCCAUGGGGCCGCUUCUUCUCCUCGAGAACCCACCAUAUUACUUUCCAUCUAAAGAGGAAACUUCGCAUGCUGGUUCGUUACAGCAACAAACCUCUCAAGAUGGAUCUCCUUCGUUAUCUGUCGUGAAAGAUCCGGAGGAGGAAGAGCCACGUCCUAUUCCGCUAACACGCAUGUCACCUCGACACCAUGGUGACCCACCAUCAGAGCGAGUGGAUCUGUAG